GUACUUUCGGCGUCCUGAAUACCUGAAUGGCCUGAAUGGCUAUCUCCCACCACUGAGGGCAUGUGCCACAAGUGAGAGGUUGGCAUAUUUUAUUCUCGGAAAGAUUAACUAAGGAAGAAGCAACAAUUCAGACGUAGUACAGACACGCCACUAGCGCCGGCGCAUUUCAGAACUAACGCUGGGGACAUGUCCCCACUAAAGUCGGCACAUAAGAUUCAGCGGAUGUUCACACGUCGGAUCGUGAAUUUUUUUUAAUAAUUUUUUGUAUCGUUCCCUAGUACACAUACAUUUUCAUCUCGCGUUCGUAGAGUUGCGUUUUCUUUCGUUCUUCCUUUCAUCGUUGAGAAUUUAUUCAUUGCGACGAUUAGUGAUGCGAGGCAACGAAGUGAAUCUGUAUAUACGAAUCAUUUCGUCAUGAAAUAUUUCUUCACGCAAUUUACCGCUACUGAAGUGCCAUUCGGUCCGGUAACGGGAAUUUUAAUGGGUUUACCGAUCUUUGAAGCCGGCGAACAUUUACGAAAUAUCGACAAGAAAAUUGCCGUCUGCCUACCUGUACAGGUGUCAAUGGACGACCAACUGCCGAAAAUAGUGUGUGCCACAUGUGCUUAUAAGCUAGACCAAAUGUUUGAUUUUCGUGAAAAAUGUUUGCACACAGAAAGUCUAUUUAUGGAAAUGUUGAAGGAAAUAAAAGGUGAGGAUGGCUGCUUAAGAAGUACGCUAGGGAAUGUUCAGGAAAUUCCUGUUAUACAAAACAGUAUAGAAAGGAUUCAUGGAAACAUGGAGAGUGUACAAAGAUGCAUAGAAAGCAUACAAAAUGGGGAUUGCGUAUCGAACGGGGACCCAAAUGAAACCAGUGUUCACACUAUGCAAGUUAUGGAUGAAAUGGAUCUGGCAGGUGAUGAACAAGUCGUUAGCCAAGAGGAAAUAGGAUCUCAGGAAAAUGACAUUGAAGUAGCCGGGAUGCAUUGUCUGGAUGGUGAAACUGUAAGAAUGGUCGAUGAGCAUAUACGUGAGGUAUCGAAUCACGGGAUUGCUAUGCAUCUGGAAGGAGACAUAACCGUCGUAGGAGAUCUCACAGUUGACGGCCACCUUAGUCAACUCGGUAUAAAUUAUGUGACAACGAUAGCCACAGAAAAUUCCAGUCAGGAACAAAUAGUCCAUUAUUGCGAUAAUGUUAAGUACGAAACGGUCGAUGUUAAAGAGAAUUAUCCGAGGCUACAGGAGAGAUUAACCGUCGAAGUUGCAACGCAACCAAUCAAAAAUAACGUUGUGACUGACGAUUAUUCUUCGUCACAUCCGGAAGCAGAAAACGAAUUGAAAAAAAGAAUCAUUAUUAAGGGUGAUCGAUCUUCGACAUUAGAACCGUUGCAUGGCGAGAGUAUACCGUCAACGAGUCACGUAACGAACAAAGAAACGGAGAUAAUAGUGGAAUACACGAAGCGUACGAAAGAGUCAUUAUUAGAGAAUAUACUAAAUAAUCCGACGUUGGACGAGACGGGAUCAAGUUGGUACGUUUGUCCAUUUUGUAACGAGGCAGCGACGGAGCCGAGUAGUUUAGUGGCCCAUUUUGAGCAGCAUUUUUGUUGCUGCAAUUGCGGUUUGUACUUUACGAGUGUCGAAGGUUUGAAUCUGCAUGGUGAACAGUGUGAUUUUAAUAAGAGAGAAGAAUUGGACAUAGUGGAGGAAGAGGAGGCGAACGGGGAAGAAGACGAAGAAAUAAGUGAAAACAAAAAUUUAGAAACGAAAAUAGCAAAUUCGGCGGUAAUAGAAAACGCCGGCAGAGACGACGACGACGACGACGACGAAGAAGGAGGAAAAAGACAAUCGAACGUUCGACAAAAAUGGACGCCGAAAGUGUGCACUCAAUGUGGCAAGCAAUAUCGAACGAAUUACAAAUUGCAGGAACACAUGAGAAAGCACACGGGAGAAAAACCUUUUCAAUGUUUACUUUGCGAAAAAGCAUUUCGCAGUAAAAUCGGAUUAGCUCAACACACAGCGACGCACACCGGUGAAUUUGACUACAAUUGUUCCACUUGUGGCAAAGGUUUUCAGUGCAAAAGUUACCUUAUUGUGCAUCAGCGAGUCCACUCCGAUUUGAAACCGUAUCCUUGCGACACGUGUGGACAAAAUUUCAAAACGAAACAAUCACUUUUAGAUCAUCAAAAUCGCCAUAUGGGAGUCAAACCUUACAUGUGCGAGAUUUGCGGGCGAGGUUUUAUCACCAAAGGUUUAUGCAAGAGUCACCAGAAAAUACACUCGGGAAAAGACAAUCGUCAAUAUCCCUGCGAAGUUUGCAACAAAAUGUUCGUGAGCAAAAGCUAUUUGAAUACUCACUUAAGAAUUCACACCGGUGAAAAACCUUAUUUGUGUGAGGUUUGCGGCAAGGGGUUUUUAACGAGAGUUGAUCUUAAAAUACACUCGACUAUGCACACCGGAGAAAAGAGUUUCAAGUGCGAAAUGUGCGGCAAAGUAUUUGCGAGACGCGCAGCUUUGCGUUGUCAUCGUCGAUCGCACACCGGCGAACGUCCCUACCGAUGCGAUGUUUGCGGCAAAACCUUCACUCAAUUUAGUCCAAUGGCCAUUCACAAGCGUCUUCACACCGGCGAACGACCCUACGAAUGUGAUGUUUGCGGCAAAGCUUUUGUUUCACGAUCCACCAUGAUGUGCCACAGAAAAAAACAUCAUUUACCCUUAACGUCAACCUCCAAAGAAUCGUUGACCAACUCCGAUAUUACGAAUGUCAAAAAUAUUCUACCUACCGAUACUGGCCUUAAAGAGGCUCAAGAUUCUGUACAAAUAAAUGCCCUUUAAAUCCCGUAACCUUGAAACUUUGACAGUUGGAAUGUAACGAAAUGUCUCAGUUUUUUUCGAUCUCUAACAUUGUUUCUUUUACGAAUGAAAAGCGUUCUCGAACCGCUUCUAUCUCAUGAUCAUACGUUUUUACAAAACUCAAUUAGGAAAUCGAUUUCGUUGGAUGUUUACUUGAAAAAAUAUUGUGAUUUUACACCAAAUAUUUGAGACAGUUAAUUCAUUGAGUAUUUUGAAACUACCAUUUAAAUAACAUUCGGCCAAGAGUGGGAGGCCAUUAGGAAAAGACUCGCCAAACGUGUUAAUUUGUCACAUGAGUUUCUGCAUGAAACCAUGUAAUCAACUUAGGCAAAAAAUCGUCAAAAUUUUGAAAAUUACAUAAAAAAAAUAAAGAAAAUCUGUUUUCUUUGCAUUCUAACAUUAAAACUUAUAUAAGAUUUGAAUGACCUCAAAGUACCACCAAUGGGCUUUAUAUAUACUCUUGAACAUAAAUAAUCUGAGCCUCCAUUCUAUGUAAAUCUAUUUCUCAAUAUUGCUACUCAUGUAGUUGGCAAUUAAAUCCUUCUGAGCCAUCUUUUCAGUUGAAAAGAUAAAUCAAAAAAUCCCGCUUGUAAUAAUUAGGAGCAUUUUGUCACAGCCUAUGACCAUUUGAUUAUUAUUUUCAAAUACAUUUUCCUCUGUUGAAUACUGCGAGGUUGUGAAACAUUUUAAUCAUUCAAGAUCGUAAUGAAUGAUGGUUCCUCAUUAUCGAAUAAUACAAAGGAAUUAAAGUUUCUUAAGAAAGAAGCAGAUUUUUCUCCCAAUCACCGGAUUAUUGGAGGCCUUCAAACCAUUUAACGACUUAGUUCAAAUAUUUGAAACGCAUAAAACGAGCCUGAAAAAAAACACGCUGUCGACCAGAACAAAUUUUAAAUAAAAAAACAUUGUUCAUUUUUGUAAAAAAAUACUCGAAAGUUGGCGAUGUUUUUCUCUCUAAUUUUGAAGAUGUUCGGAGCUCAUUUCUGAAACAACGUUGAUAAUCAGUGUAAAUAGGAGAGCUAAAUAAAUAUACAAUGUUAUACACAGUUUUAAGAUACCGAGAAAAAAAAAUCAUCUUCGUAUUGCGAGAGAACACAUUUUAUGAAUAUUUAUUCGGUAAACGUAUUGCUAUGGUUUUCAUCUCUUGUAUCAUUGUGAUGAAUAAAUUGUCUUUCAUAGACCA
Molecule: messenger RNA, 4009 nt
Organism: Venturia canescens
Lineage: Eukaryota; Metazoa; Arthropoda; Insecta; Hymenoptera; Ichneumonidae
Product: zinc finger protein 260-like
Exons: 6
Coding region: 415-2811 (798 amino acids)
Biological process (GO): regulation of transcription by RNA polymerase II
Cellular component (GO): nucleus
Molecular function (GO): DNA-binding transcription factor activity, RNA polymerase II-specific; zinc ion binding; RNA polymerase II transcription regulatory region sequence-specific DNA binding
Source: RefSeq, a predicted model, not a curated record